Messenger RNA from Paramecium pentaurelia, 488 nucleotides. The record is from the annotation of a GenBank genome assembly. NCBI's taxonomy places the organism in Eukaryota, Ciliophora, Oligohymenophorea, Peniculida, Parameciidae.
AUGAAUUUUGUACUUUGGGACAUAUUGGAGUUUUAUAUGAAGAAUGUGAUUACCAUAAUAGAAAAAGGGACGGAAAUUUUUUAGGAAUCCUAAUGUUAUAAUUGUUCCACUAAUAUUAUCACACCGUUUAUUUUUUCUUUUCUUUGGUAUGAAUUUAUAAGUAUUAAAGGGCCAUUAUUUCUAUAUUAAUCACAUUAAAAAGCAUAGAAAAAUCUAAUUUGUUAUUUUCCAAAAUUCGAUUUAAAUUAAGAUAUAGAAAAAUCUUAUUUAUUUGGAAAUAGGUAAUAAUUUUUCUUAUAUGUUAGAUAUUGGAGGGUAUUUUUAUUAAAAUUUUGUUCAUUUACUUAAGAUAGUACUAUUUACUUUUUAAUAUCAAAUUUUCUAUUUCAUUUUCAUUCAUUGAUCCAACUAGUAACAACUCUUAAUUAAUGGCAUCAAGCCUUGAUUGCUAUUUAUCUAUGUUAGAAUUAUUGCUACUAUUUUAUUGA